AUUAACCACAGAACUGGUUUUUCCGCAUUUCUUCUGGUGAAAGGACAGGCCAGGAAAAGAGCGCAGGCAGCAAGCAAGCUGAUAAAGGAAAGCUGGCUGUGGACAAGUGACUGCCAGGCUGUGACAGGACUCCUGUCGGGACUCGUCAUGCUCUGUGGGCUAGGGGGACUGCCCCCACAACACUUCAGAAACUUCCACCGAAGUCAGCUGGCCACCACACAGGCAUCACACCCAUUUUUAAGGUGAGAACAGGGGAGUAAUAAAGGUUCAGGAGCUCAGCCAAUGUCACCCUAGGCCAUCAGAACACGGCAGUCCUGAUGCACCCACCAACUCAUGCCAGUACCUCUCUCCACCACUACAGCAAUCUUGGCUGUCCAGCCAUAUGCUGCGACUUGGACACAGCAUCAGAGCCAAGACCCAUCUGCACAAUUGCCCUACCCGGAUAAGAGGAGCAGCACAUGCUAACGCCAAGAAAUGACAAUAGCUUGAAAUAAACUCAGAGCUCUAUUGAAGAACUGCAGAUGUUAACUAUUCGGAAGAGUGACAUUUAUUAAAGAGACGUAGAUGCAGAACACUCUGGAGCGCCAGAACGAGUCUCGGGCUGUGAGAUCGGGUGCUACACUGCGGCGUUCUCCGCACAAGGCAGCGCCACAGAAUCUUUAGCUGGGAGGAAGCUGAAGAGGAGCGUAGCCUGAGGCUCGCACGCCCGAAGCAGAGCGCAGGCCGGGCUCGGGGCCGGGCACAGGCGCACGGCAGCCCCGGGGGCGGCGGGCAGAGCUGCCGGCGUUCCGGCGGAAGGGGCGGGCACCGGCAGCAGCGGCGUGGGGCAGCCAUGGGCCGCAAGAAGAACAAGAAGGGUCCGGGCGGCCGCGAGGGGCGGCUGGUGGUGACUUUCGACGAGGAGCGGCGGAGGGAGUACCUGACCGGCUUCCACAAGCGGAAGGUGGAGCGGAGGAAGGCGGCGCUGGAGGAGAUCAAACGGAAGCUGAAGGAAGAGCAGAGGAAAAUGAAAGAGGAGCGGCACCAGGAGUAUCUGAAGAUGCUGAGCGAGAGGGAGGAGGCGCUCGAGGAGGCUGAUGAACUGGAGCAUUUGGUGACAUCGCGGACAGAGUCUGUGAGCAUCGACCACCCAAACCACAUCGUAACAGUGACCACCAUCAGUGACCUGGACCUCUCGGGGGCACGCCAGCUGGGACUGACCAGCCCCGUGGGAAAAACUGAUGGAUCUGAAGAAGAGAAAGGAGAAGAGGUGGUGAACAAGCCCGUGAGAACAAUGCCCAAGAAGUCCAGAAACCCCUUCCUGUCUGAAAAAAUCUCUUCUCUUACUGCCACGCUGCACAUGCACAGCCGGAAAAAGACAAAAGGAAAGAGAUCCCAACGUGGGCAAGGCCCACGUAAGAAAAUCCAGAAGUCCAGCACAGGGCGAACCACCAAAACUCAGCGUCGGAGGCUGACUGGAAAAAUGGGCCGUGAUCAAGAUUAACAGAGAAAUUAGUGUUCAGACCACCAGCUGGGACAGUGCUCCACAUCUGGGCUGCUGCUCUUCAGGACCCUGUCAUUGUGGGCAGGCAUCUUGUUUACAUGGCAUUCUGACUGGCCACGAACCCAGUUCAGCCUUUCUGUAGCCUUCUGAGCACUGGUCAAGGUGACUAGACACUCUACCCAUUUAUUUUUGCUGUGAUCUCCAGUUAAGUGCCUGGGUGCCACAGAAUCCCUUAAAAACUUCUGCUGAAGGUCAUGCUCUCUAUCUGGCAUAAGCCUUCUGUCCUUGCUCCCCCCUCUUUCAGACUUAAUACUUGUCUUUAUCAAAGAAGAGGAUUUGGGGCAGAGUGCAACAGGCACAUCGUUGUCAGGGCAAUUUGAGAGACUUGGGAGAGCUUUGCUUGCACUCCUGCAUCAGUGCCCUGGCAUUUGGGCUGUGCAGUAAAUCCUUUUUCCAUGGAGACAUGGUGUCAUCUUGUCUCCUGUGUUUCCUCACCACACAACACAGUGCCACACCUGAAUGCAGGGGUACUUUUUGUUUGAUAUUUGUGCCAGGUGAAACUGGGUAACAUUGUGAAUAAAUUUGAAGUCAUUUUGCUAAGAAAAAAAAAUAAUCUGUGACUUAUUUGAAGCAUAGCAGGGGCUGUGCUAACGCCAGUACCAACUGGAAAGAGUGGGAGGUAAUUUCUGGUGUUUAAAGGAUAUUGAAAUCCACUGGUGCUUGGAGAAUGUAAUAGCUAGGAGCUAUUUCUGUGGCAAGGCAGAGCCAGCUAGAGCAGGAAUGGCUCAUUCCAUUGUCUGCUGAAUAUGCUGAUCGUAACUGCGAUAGCUCAGGGGAGUAUGAAAUGCCCUAAUGCCCUUGCUGUUUGUGUGUGGCCCUCUCCGGGGUGGGAGUGGCAGAGGCUGCCCUUGCCCUUUACCUCAGGGUUGCUGCAGUUAUUAGUAGCUAAUUGCCUUUCUUCUUAGGACCUCAGUGUAUGUUUCUUACUGUGGUUGCCCUCAGCAGGGGGAGAAAAAAAAAUUUGUAUGGUUGGAAUUUAGGAAUACUGGUGGCAAAGCUGUGAGUGAAUCCUCUGAGGAGGAGAGUGAGCCCAGGCAGCAUGCUGGCCUCUGUCCUGGACUAUCCUGGAGUAUUCUGCCUCUGUGAGCCAGGCCUCCUCCCAUGCCAUGUGUGCACUGGAAAGGAAAUGACAAAGAAAGAAAAAGCCUAUGUGUCCAAAACCCACACCAGAAAAAUUUGCAACCCAGCAAUGGGCAAGUAAAUAGAUUCCUCAUGCCAGAAAUGGGAGGGAAGAGUAAAGCAGUGCCUGAGGCUGCAUGGAGGAACAUCAGAACAAUGCUGAUGGCCACCAGCCGCUAAAGUGAAUGGCACCAGCUUGAUGUCUCUCCAUCGUUACUUGUGGAGUGUGCACCCAGAGCUGUUCUCCAGAGUGUGUUCAGGGGGAGGGUAUGAUCUCAACACUGACAGCAGAAGCGCUAUUUCUGCUAGAGGGAGGGUUCUGGAGGGAACACACGUGCUUGUGGCAAGGAAUGGGGCCCUCCUGCACUUCACUUUCCUUUCUGAGGAAGGUAAUUGCUGGGGAGGUGGACACUGUUAUCACUGCUGCCUUGUAUGCUUGGAUUCAGAGUCCCCACCCUGGGCUGAGUUCUUGUGCACUAACACAGAAUAAACACUGUCACAUUAUUAAGGUGUGUGUUUUCUCACCUCCAAAAUAGUUCUCAAACACUGCCUUAAAGGCCCCUCCAGAAAGGUCAUGGGAUUUAAUGGGUGAGCUUACCUAUCCAUCUGUCUCACCUGGGGUUCUUGGGUGUUUCAGAGCUGCAAAAACACAACUCAGGCAAGGCCAAAAGUGUUAUGCUGAACUCGAUCUCAGCCAAAGUAUCCAAGAGAUCCUAUGUGUGGAGUAUAAAUUAUUUCUUGUUCUGGUUUGGGAGUUAAUGCUCUAGAGCAUUCUGUGCUUGGUGGGUUUAAGAGGGAUGAAGGGGGGAAGGAGAGGGAAGUUCCGUUUGGAGAGGUGUGUCACACCAAGGGGACUGCAA
This is a messenger RNA of Poecile atricapillus (Black-capped chickadee), 3522 nucleotides long. Its product is annotated as nucleolar protein 12-like. NCBI's taxonomy places the organism in Eukaryota, Metazoa, Chordata, Aves, Passeriformes, Paridae. The record is from RefSeq and is a predicted model, not a curated record. The coding region runs from base 833 to 1483 and encodes 216 amino acids. The transcript is spliced from 6 exons. Gene Ontology annotation, cellular component: nucleolus. Gene Ontology annotation, molecular function: RNA binding.